UGGGAGUUAUCUGUUCAUGUACAUAAUUUAAGCAGGUACCUGUUCAUUGUUAGCUCUUCAAUUAUAAAUACAAAUGGCAUUACAAGGCUUCACCGAGAGUCUGGCUGGAAAAUGGCUCCUAGUAAAAAACGAAGGCUUUGAUGAAUAUCUUCAAGCAAUGGGUGUAGGCUACAUCAAGAGGAAGCUGGCAUUGUCUUUCAACACGACAAUGGAGAUGAUCAAGGAGGGCGAGGACAGUAUCCGCAUCAUCACGAAGAGCGCCAAGAACAUGGACACAGUCAUCAAGAUCGACGAGGAGAAGGAGGAGGCGGACCCCUUCGACAAUAAAAUCAAGGUGAAAGUCAGCUGGGAUCCAGCUACAAAAGUACUGAAAACAGAAUCAUAUCCACUGGAGGGUUCAAAUGCAAAGACAGCCUUAGUUGAAAGAAAAAUCCUUCCCGACGGACAAAUGCUUAUGGAAGUGACUCUACCAAACGACAAUCUAGUCUGUAAACGAUAUUUCCAGAAACAGGAUUCGUGAUAGUCAGUGCAAUCUUAAAUAGUUGUGAGAAACGUUUUAUUUAAUGUCCAAGUGAUUCAAACCAAACACGCAAUCAACUUUUGUUGUGUGUUCUGUGAUAUUCCAUAUUCCAGUUGAAGUAAAACAAUACGAGGUCCUUUAUCAGGUGUAUUCCUCUGGUCCGUUCACAUUUUUCAUAUAUAUAUAUCAAAUUGAUUAAAGGUUUUAUUGUUUUUAGUGUUAUCAUAUACUCAUGUUAAACUGGCUUUUAGUAAUUUAAUAAACUAUUCAAAACAUUGCAA
Mya arenaria is the source of this 801-nucleotide messenger RNA. Its product is annotated as fatty acid-binding protein 5-like. Gene Ontology annotation, biological process: fatty acid transport. The coding region runs from base 74 to 520 and encodes 148 amino acids. Gene Ontology annotation, molecular function: fatty acid binding. The record is from RefSeq and is a predicted model, not a curated record. Gene Ontology annotation, cellular component: nucleus; cytosol. NCBI's taxonomy places the organism in Eukaryota, Metazoa, Mollusca, Bivalvia, Myida, Myidae. The transcript is spliced from 5 exons.